This is a messenger RNA of Durusdinium trenchii, 1222 nucleotides long. NCBI's taxonomy places the organism in Eukaryota, Dinophyceae, Suessiales, Symbiodiniaceae. The record is from the annotation of a GenBank genome assembly.
UGGCUCCCGCAGCAUUUCCAACGUGGCUCCUGCGGACCGGACUGGGCCAACGGGCGCGAAAAGGGCGAGUGACGUGCAGGUUCAACUGCACAUGUGCCUUCUUCGGUGAUCACUUGGCAAGGCCAGCUUGGCAAAACGCGACAUGGAGCGGCCGAAGCUCAGCUGGCUACAAGAUGAGGCGGCCGAGCAGCCUGCGGAGGUCAUGGCUGCUGGCAUGUCCAAGGCCUCCGCCCCACCCCCUGAGGGCGCCACGGCUGCCGCACCCGACGCCGCCGCGGCGGCGGUGCCUGGGGCGGCCGCGGCAGUGCCGGGGUUGCUGCCGGGAGCAGCAGCCAUGAUGCCAGGUAUGAUGAUGCCAGGGAUGAUGCCUGGAAUGAUGAUGCCAGGUAUGGUGCCAGGCCUCCUGCCAGGUGUAACAAACCCAAUGAUGGCCAUGAUGAUGGGGAACCCAAUGAUGGCCAUGAUGAUGGGGGGCCAAGGUGCCAUGGCCGCCGCGACGGAUGGUGCUGCGGUUCCAGCGAAAGAGAAGAAGGAAAAGGUGGAUUCGCCCAUCGAUCCUCGCGUGCGCGACCUGUGUCGCGACUUCGGCAUCGAGGAUCGGCUCAUGCGGAAGCUCAACGACGUGAUGAUGCGUCGGCCGGACACGUUUGAGGAUGAUAUCAAGACCGUCCGGGCGAGGCUCUCGAAGGAACGUCCCGACAUCGGCGUGCUCAUCACGCAGUUGGAUCGGGGGAUCUUCGUGACGAAACAAAACAUCCAUCCAGAUAUGAAGGUCCUUGUUGACAAGUACGAUUUGGAUGAUCGAGCCACCCAACGGCUCGUUGAGAGCAUGCGGAAGAGAAGAAAGACCAUGCAGGAGGACCUCAAGGCACUGGACAUCCGCCUCAGCAGUGCCGAGCGGCCUUCGGGGCUGUUGAUGACCUUGCUGCAGGGUCUGGACACCACCGGGAAAUUGCCGGCGCCGCCCAAGUCCUUGGGACUCCCAGGCAGCUAUGGAAUGCGAGAGCCACGGGAGUCAGAGGACAAGAAGGAUCGCGACCGAGACCGAGACAGGGAUCGAGACCGAGAGAAGAAACGCUCGCGCUCCCGGCGGCGACACUGAUGGCAGCGCUGUUCCGUCGCCAGGAAGGGACCAUUCUGAAGCAAGAGUGCAACAGGUAUCAGAACCGCAAGUCUUAGAAAUAGAUAGAAUAGUAGUAUCUACUGCUGCAAAAGAGUAAGA